Molecule: messenger RNA, 1731 nt
Organism: Neoarthrinium moseri
Lineage: Eukaryota; Fungi; Ascomycota; Sordariomycetes; Amphisphaeriales; Apiosporaceae
Exons: 1
Coding region: 1-1731 (576 amino acids)
Biological process (GO): GPI anchor biosynthetic process
Cellular component (GO): endoplasmic reticulum
Source: RefSeq, a predicted model, not a curated record
AUGUCCCCCGCGGCCUUCCUUCGCAAUGCCUUGCGACUUCUCGUCCCGCUGGCCGUAGCUUCGACCGUCUACCUGUACCUCUAUCCCGUCUUCUUGGGCUGCGCAUUUCCGCUCCCCGAUGCGCAGCCGGCCUCGGCCGCCUUUCGCUCUACGAUACAGCAGCAUGUCGGCGACUCGGCAACAGGCCUCGCGCCCUUCCGCCUCCUGGCCCUUGGCGACCCCCAGCUCGAGGGCGACACGUCGAUACCGAACGCAUACCGCGACUCGUCGUUCCCCCAUCUGAUGGAGUUCGUCUCCCAUGUCACAUUCCAAACCGAGCACUACUCGUUUCGCGAGCGGAUACGCAGGUCGUUGCAUGAUCUGGUCGACUUCUACUUCGAGGAUAUCCCAGACACGAUUGAGUCGAUACGCAAGCGCAUAGACCUGUUCGGCAAUGAUUUUUACCUUGCCCACAUCUACAGAACUCUGAAGUGGUGGACGAAGCCCUCUCAUGUCACGGUGCUGGGUGAUUUGGUCGGCAGUCAGUGGAUCAGCGAUGAGGAGUUCGAUAGGCGGAGUUGGAGGUACUGGAACCGCGCUUUCUACGGGGGUGAACGGGUGCCGGACGAAGUUGCUGCUAGCCCGGCAGAGGAGUACGAAAUCACUGGAUAUCUGGGUAAUGAGGGACCCAACGGCACGGUAUGGAGGAGAAGGCUCAUCAACAUUGCUGGCAACCACGACGUCGGUUACGCUGGGGAUCUGACCGUCGAGCGGCUGGCGCGUUUUGAGACUACCUUUGGCAAGGCCGCCUACGAACUCCGGUUUGAGCUGCCCAUCAAGAACGAAACAUCCAAUGCCACGGUCAUGGACGUGGAGAAGAACCAGGAUUCAACCCGCUUGCCUCCCGAACUCAGGAUCGUUGUGGUCAACAACAUGAACCUCGACACGCCAGCCAUCGCUCCCGAGCUCCAGGACCAGACGUACUCCUUCGUCAACGACGUCAUCAACACUGCGUCGGCGGUCGAAUACCAGGGGCACUUCACGGUUGUGCUGACCCACAUGCCUCUGUACAAGCCCGAGGGUGUCUGUGUGGAUGCUCCGUUCUUUGACUUCCAUUCGUCAGAAGAGGGAGGUGGUGUGAAGGAGCAGUAUCAGCUGUCCGCUGAUGCGUCAAAAGGAUUUCUCGAGGGCAUUUUUGGCAUGCAUGGCGAUACUAAUGCGCCGGGCAACGGCAAUGGUCGCCGCGGUGUCAUUAUCAAUGGCCAUGAUCAUGAAGGUUGCGACAUCUUCCACUUCAUCAACCAAACCGACGGGGAAAGCCCAGAACAACGCAGUUGGGAAGUCAUGCGGUGGAAUGACGCCUAUGGCAAGAACGUUCCGGGUCGCCCGGGCCACCCGGGCCUCCGAGAGAUUACCGUCAGGAGUAUGAUGGGCGGCUUUGGUGGCAACGCUGGCUUGUUCAGUGCUUGGUUUGAUGAAUCCACUUGGGAAUGGAAGUUUGAAUUUGCCAACUGCGCACUGGGAAAGCAGUACUUCUGGUGGUUCACACAUAUCAUUGAUCUCAUUGCCAUCGUCGGUGUUCUUGGGUACGCCGUUUUGAAAAGUCUGCUGGCUGCCGGUAUGGACGUGGAUCAGUGGCCUGAAUUUGUGACGUCGAGAUUCCCAGCUGCGGCUCGAGAGAAACCUGUACAAGUCAAAGCGGAGACAACAAAGCCUGAACCUGUUGGAAAUGGGGAAAGCAAAAAGCCAUAG